AUGGCUACACCGGAAGAGCCCACUCCCGCCAGCUUGGAGGGUCAGCAGAACCAGGCCGAAGCGCAAACGGAUCACACGCACCCACCUGCUACGGGGGACGUGGUCGACCUCACAGAGAAACCCAAAGAGGAGAAGAAGAAGAAGAAGAAGAAGACUUCAAAGGCGAAGAAACGGGGUACUGGAUUCGAAGAAUUCUACUGUGACGCCCCGAUGACCCCGGCCGAACACAGUCAGGAAACGGAAGUCAUUUACGCUCCACACCGGCCGUUCGUCGACCGCAUCGAAGAGUGCAUUCAACGAUUCCGCGCCCGGCGUCGCCUCAGCUCCGAGCGCGAGUACCUGUUUUCCCGCUACCUCUACCUAGGGGGCAUCGACGCCAGCGUCAGACAGUUUCAGAGUACUCGGAACAUUGAGAAUGACGCGCUGGAAGAGGCCAGCAAAAGCUCGGUGCGAGAGAUGACGGCAGACGAUGUGAUCCAGCGAGGUGGAGAGGGCAAUCAUAACCCGCGCUACUUCAACCCAAACUACCCCGAGCAUUGGGAUGUUGACUUCACUGGCGUUGUUACGGGAUAUCUAUCCGAGCAUCUUCCGCAGUUGGCGGGAGGUAACUACAACCAGUUUUCCAUGGGCGUCGAUGUCAUCCUCAACUUUCUGAAGUACGUCGACCGUCAUGAGGUCUGCCCAGAGUACGCCGACGACCUCAAGAAAGCCCAGAGAAUCUGCAAGCAAGCGCUGGGCGAAAUGCCGGCGAUUACAGAACUUACCACGCUGCUCCCUGGCCCAUUCAACACGGCGUUGGGCAUAUUGCACAAGCCGGACCAGGGCAAAGACACUAGCGACUUUGACACUUCUUUCGGAGGAGAGAAGCCUAUGGAUCACAAAACGGCCAAGAUCAUAUACGCUGUGGCACUCUCGACCGUGAUGGGAUCUAAGCAAACGAUCAUUCCCGCUGAAUCCUCCAUAGUCGACACAAACGAGAUGACCAUUGAAGUUCGUGGCAUCCAACGCCCGAACGACGCCACGCGCGCAAAGUAUCAAACUGUUAACCGGCAUCUCACCGGGUACCCGGACAUGCAGCCCUGCGGCACGAUCACCACUCGUCCGGUUGUUGUCCGUGAUGGGUGGGACAACUCCGCCACUGCUACUAUCCCACCCGAGGCGGAUAAAGACCACAACUUCAUUCUCGAGGAUGACAUCUUACGUCUUCUCAAGCUGGGCAUGACGUUGACCAUGACUGUACACACGCUAAGCUCCGGCCUCGAGUUCAUCAAGUGCAUCCGGGAGAUCCGCCCUACGUACUACUUGUUCCUGCCGCAGGAGCUGAUGUUGCAGUACAAGGAACCGGUUCCGAACGAGCGCCCCGCGAGGAGCAUUUAUGAUGACGAGGAUGCGGGGGGGAUGGAUGGACCUCAGGUGGACGAGAAGGAUAUUUGA
Molecule: messenger RNA, 1434 nt
Organism: Dichotomopilus funicola
Lineage: Eukaryota; Fungi; Ascomycota; Sordariomycetes; Sordariales; Chaetomiaceae
Product: Argonaute complex, subunit Arb1
Exons: 3
Coding region: 1-1434 (477 amino acids)
Biological process (GO): regulatory ncRNA-mediated gene silencing
Cellular component (GO): ARC complex
Source: RefSeq, a predicted model, not a curated record